Molecule: messenger RNA, 802 nt
Organism: Pogona vitticeps (central bearded dragon)
Lineage: Eukaryota; Metazoa; Chordata; Lepidosauria; Squamata; Agamidae
Source: RefSeq, a predicted model, not a curated record
CGCUCUUGGGAGGCGGGGCUGCUGUAGGCUCCUCGUCUGGAGCAAGGUGACCGACCGGUGGCUUUGCAGAGGAGAAGGGAGAGGAAGGAGGCCCUGGCCGUGAGGAGGGGAAAAGAGCCUCGGCGAGGGACGGAGGGGUUUUAACGGGACCUUUCUUCGGUGCUCGCUCGCUUCGGGUUGUCGGUCUGUGGAUACCCCGCCGCCCCGUUUGACACACACACUCCCUCGACCCACCUUUGAAUUAGUUGAGUUGCUGUGCGAAAUCUAAACUAUCUUCAAAUUCACCAUGGUUCUCCAGCAUCUCUUCAGAUUUUCUUCAAUUUUCCAUUCCACAAUCUCCAUUCAUCUGCGUAGAAACAUUGGCUUUUCUGCCAUUGUGUUUAAUAAGGCAAAAGAACUUGAUCCUGUGCAGAAACUCUUCUUGGACAAGAUCAGAGAAUAUAACACAAAGAGCCAGAAAACUGGUGGCCCUGUUGAUGUUGGCCCUGAAUAUGAGAAAAAUAUGAAUGAACAAAUUGCUAAGCUUCAACGGUUAUACGGUGGUGGAGAUGUGAACAAAUUUCCAGAUUUCAAAUUUGAAGAACCCAAAUUUGAAGAUGAAAAGAAGUGAUUUAUAAUGUGUACACCAAGCAACAGUGUUGGUUGGCUUUGUUGAAUAGGCCUGUGGUUGCAACCUAAAUAAACAGUAAAAUAAAAAGUUCUGGAGUACAAAUACAGUUAGCCCUUUAUCACUUAUACGCAUCUAUAUGGAAAAAGCUUAUUGAACUGUUAAAUAUAAAAUAAAUUGCAAAACUACACCUUU